Messenger RNA from Fukomys damarensis (Damara mole-rat), 5083 nucleotides. RefSeq names its product adenylate cyclase 6 (gene Adcy6). Gene Ontology annotation, molecular function: adenylate cyclase activity. NCBI's taxonomy places the organism in Eukaryota, Metazoa, Chordata, Mammalia, Rodentia, Bathyergidae. Gene Ontology annotation, biological process: intracellular signal transduction; cAMP biosynthetic process; adenylate cyclase-inhibiting G protein-coupled receptor signaling pathway. Gene Ontology annotation, cellular component: plasma membrane. The transcript is spliced from 22 exons. The coding region runs from base 272 to 3826 and encodes 1184 amino acids. The record is from RefSeq and is a predicted model, not a curated record.
UGGCCCCGCCGGGCACUCGGGCGGUGGGGCCGGAACCCCAGCGGCCCCCAACGGGAGUUUGUGGUGGGGGCAGCGAUGUCUGGGAUGGGAAAUCGCGACUGUUUUGGGGGAGCCUCAGGCAGUGAGGUUGUCGAAGCGAGAUCCUGGAGGAGAUGGGGCAUCAAGGACUCCUCGGUCCGUGCUCAACGCUCCCACACUCGCUCCCUGCCGCCCGCUUCCCUUCCUCCACUCGCAGGAGUUUGCAGCCUUGCCGGAGAAGGAGAGAAGCAGCAUGUCAUGGUUUAGUGGCCUUCUGGUCCCCAAAGUGGAUGAACGAAAAACAGCCUGGGGUGAACGCAAUGGACAGAAGUGCCCGCGCCGAGGGACUCGGGCCAGUGGCUUCUGCACACCUCGCUAUAUGAGCUGCCUCCAGGAUGCAGAGCCACCCAGCCCCACCCCUGCAGCUCCUGCUCGGUGCCCCUGGCAGGAUGAAGCCUUCAUCCGGAGGGCUGGGCCAGGCAAGGGCAGGGAGCUGGGGCUGCGGGCAGUGGCCCUGGGCUUUGAGGACACUGAGGUGACUGCAGCGGCAGUGGGGACGGCUGAGGUGGCACCCAAUGUAGCACGCAGGAGUGGACGAUCAUGCUGGCGCCGUCUGGUGCGGGUGUUCCAGUCGAAACAGUUCCGCUCAGCCAAGCUGGAGCGCCUGUACCAGCGGUACUUCUUCCAGAUGAACCAGAGCAGCCUCACGCUGCUGAUGGCGGUGCUCGUGCUGCUCACGCUUGUGCUGCUGGCCUUCCACGCGGCACCCGCCAGUCCUCAGCCCGCCUAUGUGGCCCUGCUGGCCUGUGCCGCCACCCUUUUUGUGGCACUCAUGGUGGUGUGUAACCGACAUAGCUUUCGCCAGGACUCUAUGUGGGUAGUGAGCUAUGUGGUGCUGGGCAUCCUGGCAGCUGUACAGGUUGGGGGUGCCCUGGCAGCCAACCCGCACAGCCCCUCAGCAGGCCUCUGGUGCCCUGUGUUCUUCGUCUACAUCACCUACACGCUCCUACCCAUCCGCAUGCGGGCCGCUGUGCUCAGUGGCCUUGGCCUCUCCACCCUGCAUUUGAUCUUGGCCUGGCAACUCAACCGUGGUGAUCCCUUCCUCUGGAAGCAGCUUGGUGCUAACGUGGUACUGUUCCUCUGCACCAACGUCAUUGGCAUCUGCACUCACUAUCCGGCUGAAGUGUCUCAGCGCCAGGCCUUUCAAGAGACCCGCGGUUAUAUCCAGGCUCGGCUACACCUGCAGCAUGAAAAUCGGCAGCAGGAGCGGCUGCUGCUGUCCGUGUUGCCCCAGCAUGUUGCCAUGGAGAUGAAAGAAGACAUCAACACAAAAAAAGAAGACAUGAUGUUCCACAAGAUCUACAUCCAGAAGCAUGACAAUGUCAGCAUCCUAUUUGCGGACAUUGAGGGCUUCACCAGUCUGGCCUCCCAAUGCACUGCACAGGAGCUGGUCAUGACCUUGAAUGAACUCUUUGCCCGGUUUGACAAGCUGGCUGCGGAAAAUCAUUGCCUGAGGAUCAAGAUCUUAGGGGACUGUUACUACUGUGUGUCAGGGCUGCCGGAGGCCCGGGCAGACCAUGCCCACUGCUGUGUGGAGAUGGGGGUGGAUAUGAUCGAGGCCAUAUCGCUGGUGCGUGAAGUGACGGGUGUGAAUGUAAACAUGCGUGUGGGCAUCCACAGCGGGCGUGUGCACUGUGGUGUGCUCGGCCUGCGGAAAUGGCAGUUUGAUGUGUGGUCCAAUGAUGUGACCCUGGCCAACCACAUGGAGGCGGGAGGCCGGGCCGGCCGCAUCCAUAUUACUCGGGCCACGCUGCAGUACCUGAAUGGGGACUAUGAGGUAGAGCCAGGCCGUGGCGGUGAGCGCAACGCAUAUCUCAAGGAGCAACGCAUUGAGACCUUCCUCAUCCUGGGCGCCAGCCAGAAACGGAAAGAGGAGAAGGCCAUGCUGGCCAAGCUGCAGCGGACACGAGCCAAUUCCAUGGAAGGGCUGAUGCCACGCUGGGUACCUGACCGUGCCUUUUCCCGGACCAAGGACUCCAAGGCUUUCCGCCAGAUGGGCAUUGAUGAUUCCAGCAAAGACAACCGGGGUGCUCAGGAUGCUCUCAAUCCUGAGGAUGAGGUGGAUGAGUUCCUGGGCCGUGCCAUUGAUGCCCGCAGCAUCGAUCAGCUGCGAAAGGACCAUGUGCGCCGGUUCCUGCUCACCUUCCAGAGAGAGGAUCUUGAGAAGAAGUACUCCCGGAAGGUGGAUCCCCGCUUUGGAGCCUACGUUGCCUGUUCUCUGUUGGUCUUCUGCUUCAUCUGCUUCAUCCAGCUCCUCAUCUUCCCACACUCCACCCUGAUGCUUGGGAUCUACGCCAGUAUCUUCCUGCUACUGUUGGUCACUGUGCUGAUCUGUGCUGUGUACUCCUGUGGUUCUCUGUUCCCCAAGGCCCUGCAGCAUCUGUCCCGAAGCAUCGUUCGCUCACGGGCACAUAGCACCGCAGUUGGCAUUUUUUCAGUCCUGCUUGUGUUCAUCUCUGCCAUCGCCAACAUGUUCACCUGUAACCACACACCUAUACGGACCUGUGCAGCCCGGAUGCUGAAUUUAACACCUGCUGACAUCACUGCCUGCCACCUUCAACAGCUCAAUUACUCUCUGGGCCUGGAUGCUCCCCUGUGUGAGGGCACCGCACCCACCUGCAGCUUCCCUGAGUACUUCGUUGGGAACAUGUUGCUGAGUCUCUUGGCCAGCUCUGUCUUCCUGCACAUCAGCAGUAUUGGCAAGUUGGCCAUGAUCUUCAUCUUGGGGCUUAUCUAUUUGGUGCUGCUUCUGCUGGGUCCCCCAGCCACCAUAUUUGACAACUAUGACCUCCUGCUUGGCAUCCAUGGCUUGGCUUCUUCCAACGAGACCUUCAGUGGGCUGGACUGCCCAGCUGUAGGGAGGGUGGCACUGAAAUACAUGACGCCUGUAAUUCUGCUGGUGUUUGCGCUGGCGCUGUAUCUGCAUGCCCAGCAGGUGGAGUCGACUGCCCGCCUGGACUUCCUCUGGAAACUGCAGGCAACGGGAGAGAAGGAGGAGAUGGAAGAGCUCCAGGCCUACAACCGGCGGCUGCUGCAUAACAUCCUGCCCAAGGACGUGGCUGCCCACUUCCUGGCCAGGGAGCGCCGGAAUGAUGAGCUCUACUAUCAGUCCUGCGAGUGUGUGGCUGUCAUGUUUGCUUCUAUUGCCAACUUCUCUGAGUUCUAUGUGGAGCUGGAGGCCAAUAAUGAGGGUGUUGAGUGCCUGCGGCUGCUCAAUGAGAUCAUCGCUGACUUUGAUGAGAUUAUCAGUGAGGAGCAGUUCCGGCAGCUGGAGAAGAUAAAGACAAUUGGUAGCACCUACAUGGCUGCCUCUGGGUUGAAUGCCAGCACCUACGAUCAGGUGGGCCGCUCCCACAUCACUGCCCUCGCAGACUACGCCAUGCGGCUCAUGGAGCAGAUGAAGCACAUCAAUGAGCACUCCUUCAACAAUUUCCAGAUGAAGAUCGGGCUGAACAUGGGUCCAGUUGUGGCAGGUGUUAUUGGAGCUCGGAAGCCACAGUAUGACAUCUGGGGGAACACAGUGAAUGUCUCUAGUCGUAUGGACAGCACAGGGGUGCCUGACCGAAUACAGAUGCAGCAGGAAGGACUCCAGGCUAAGCAGGCUCCCCUCCCACUUCCCCAGGUGACCACGGACCUGUACCAGGUUCUAGCUGCCAAGGGCUACCAACUGGAGUGUCGAGGGGUGGUCAAGGUGAAGGGCAAGGGGGAGAUGACCACCUACUUCCUCAAUGGGGGCCCCAGGAGUUAGCAGGACCAGCCACAGAUUCGACUGAAAGGACCAAGGUGGGCAUUGAGUGGACUCUGCGCUUGCUGGGUGGAGCUGUGCCAGGAGGCACUGAGCCUCCAGACCUUGCUGAUCACAAAAGAGAACACCCCAGAAGGCUGUUCUUGGAUCAUGCUCCUCUGCCCUCAGACUGGUGAACAGGGAUACCAAGAAGAUUAUGCAACUGACUUUCUUUUUUAAUUGGGGUAGGACUGUUUCUUCUACUUUCUUCCAGCUUUUGGGAGCAGCAGAGGGAGCAGUAUAGACAGGGGAACCCUCCUGCCUGAGAGAUUAAAAUGCCAACUUGCCACGCCUACCCUUCCCCUGUCUGGACAACAGGUUCAGGGCUGGGUCUUUUCUUUCCCUUUUUCCUGGGAAUAUUUUUGUACAAAGACUGGGGCAGGCAUGAGGAGUGCCUAUUCCAUACUUGCCUUUGCUAUGCCUAUGUCCCCAGCACCGGUCCUGUGCACCAGCAGUCCUAGCUAGGUCUCCCUCCUAGGGACAGGGCAGGACAGAGAUGUUCUGGGGCCCCAGCUCUAUCGACAUUUCAGGGGAAUGUUUCCAUUUGCCAAAUCCUAGUCUGUGAUUUGUUCCCCAAAGGGGAACUAAGGGACCUGAGAAGUUCAGAUUUAGCUCUAGUCCCUACACGCUCCAGGGAAAGGGGUGUCUGGCCUCACUGGUACUGUGAAAAUGGCCGGCCAGCCAGCCUGUGUGUGGGUGUGGAGAUGUCAGAUGAUCAGAAGCUGGACAUUCACCUACAGGUGCCAAAGAAUGCAGGCAGCUAGGUAGGGGGAUGGUAUCAGCCUUAUCUGAGCUCAGCGUGGCUAUGAUCAGGUCUCUUAAUCCCAGCACUUGCUUGCUGGCAAGGGGGCAUGAGCAUCUCUGUUCCUUCUGUUGCCAAAAAGAAAAGGGUCAGGGCACAGAGGAGGAAGACCCUGAUCUCAAACCUGACCUCCCAAGUCUCUGGUACUGGGGAGGGCCUGUGUAUUAGUGUUACUGUGUGUGCAUGUUGCUCUUUGUGUGCAUAUCUAUUUUCCAGGUCUGUGUAUUUCCUUGUGCUCCUGCUCCUCAGCUCUCCACCAGGGGUUGCCUCUCCUGUGGGCCUCUCUUCUGGGAAUAAGGCAGGGUUUUCUAUUUCAAGGGAUAUAGAGAGAUGCCCAGCUUGCACAGGAGUGGGAGGGGGUGUGGCAGCAAAAGGGGGGUGGCCUGGGGAGAGGAGUCCUUUUUGUGCCAAAUCCCUAA